AUUAUCAUGGCUGGGCGUGGCAGAGGAAGAGGUAAACCUUCUAUGUCAAUUAGCACAGAACAAUUGGGUUUUACUAAAGGAGAGGCAUUACCACCACCAGUGUUACAACCUCCACCAAAGUAUCCUUCUUUAGAAUACAAACCAAUGCCAUUAAUUAUUAAUACAGAAAUGAGUUAUCUGUUAGAAUUAAAGAGAGAAUAUGCAGAAUAUAUGAGAGAAUCAUCUAACAAUGUUUUACCUCUUGUAAUUAAAAAAGAUAUUGAGAGGUAUUCAGAUCGGUACCAAGAUUUGAUUACAGAUAAAAGUAGUUACGAGACUAGAUACGAUUGGAGCAGAAUGCCAGCAGAAUUAAAACCUCAGCUAAGAAAACGUAAAGGACAAAAAUUUGAGAAACCAUUGAAAAAGCAAAAAAAUGUUGAUGUUGAGUCAAAGUUACAAGAAUUAGAGAAAAAAGAGAAUUCACAACAAAGUGAUACAGAAGAAGAGGAAAAAGAAGAAGAAGAAACAGAAGAAAAAGAUGAUGAGCAUGCGGAGGAUGAAGAAGAGGAACUGGAUGAGGAAAUGGAUGAAGGAACUGAUUAUCUUAAUAAUUAUUUCGAUAAUGGAGAAGGUUACGACGAUGAAGACGAUAAUUUAGACGAUGGACCUAUUUAUUAAGAUAUGACUUUUUAUAAGAAUCGGAAAUUACUCUUUGUUUUCAAUUAUUGGAUUAAAAUACUUACAAGUUAUUAAUUGAGCACUGUAUGGCAAUAUGUAUAUAUCAAUUAUAUUUUCUAAAUAAAUUGAUAAAGGAUGGUAUGAUGUAUUGAAAAAAAGGAAAAUAAUUCUUUUAGAACAAUUAAAACAGUCCAAGAUCACAGGAAGCGUCGGCGUGUUCUUUAUUACGAAUAUUUCAAUUUCUAAUAUAUAAUAUAUAUAUUUAUAUAUAUAUAUAAUAUAUAUAUAGCCAUAAUAAUUUGCAAUUAUUGUAAUAAAUGAUUUUCCUCUACGAUGCAAUCGGAGAGUAAAAACGCAAUUUUUGGACGAGAAGGGGAUGCGCAAAAGUACCGUAGUGUUACGUAAUGCUUAACAUUUAUAUGCUCGCCGUGAUAGUAAUUUCUUUUUUAAUAUUUCACAUUAAGUAAUCAUUUUCUUUCCCUUUGGUUUGCUUUCAUUUACAAACAGUGAAUUUUCCUACAAAGAUCAACAUCGGUCCCAAUAUGUGCACAUUGAAUACGGGAAAGGUAUAUGAGAAAAAAAAAAUGUGAUCGUAAAAAUUGAACUCCUGAAAUUUCCAGUCGCACGUUAUCAAGUUUUUGUUAAUUAUUAAUUAUAUAAUUUAAUAUAAAAUAUCGAAAUAUUGUUGCGUUAUUUUCGGAUUCAACACUAGGAAAGUAAUUAAAUUGUUUGUGAUAAAGUGAAGAAAGUUAUAUUGAUACAUAGAUGUUAUGAUUUGGCAGUUAAUCGAAUCAUUUAAAAAUUCGUAAUUCGUAGCUUAAAAUUUCUUUCAAUUUUUUCUUGACGAAAUGUCUCUUAUGAUUUUAUCAUCUUUAUCAUUAAUUAAAUAACAAGAUGUUGAUAAAUGAUUCAAAUUCGAUAUUUUGUAACAAAUGAUUACAUAUUGAUUUAAGGAUAUAGAAUGACAUAGAAAAAAAAUAUAUUCGGAGGAACAAAUUACGUAUAUAACUAUUCUUUACUAUUCAGAUUAUGUUUGCUAUUCUUAAUAAUGAUUUCAACUUUGCAAUUGCAAAUUUUUCUCAAUCUGUUUUGUAAAAUACGAGAAAACUCGUUAUAUUUCAUUUCUUAAUUAAAUCAAAUCAUAUUUUUCUUUCUAAAAAUUUUUUUCAAAAAAAAAAGAAAAAGGAAAAAAAAAAAGAUUUACUUUUAUAAAUUUAAUAUUUUAAAAAAUUAAUAUUUUAAGAAAAGAAGAAUUAAUCUAAUCGAUGAAAAAAAAUUAAGAAAUAGUUAUUCAUAGCUAUUCGUGAUAUUAUAAAGCAUAUUCAUCAUUGUCAUUAUUCUUAUAAUAAUUGACCGUUACACGUGAUUCUCUUAUUUUGACAAAACAGGCUUUGUUUCGAUUUAUCUUCUUAAUUUUUUUGUAAAUACUAUUGUUGUUUUAAUCUAAUAUUAUUUUUUUUCAUUCGCAUUGUUUUUUUCAUAAUAUACUAUAUAAUGUAUAUAUAGAUAUAUUUGUAUAUAUAAAUAUAUAUAUAUAUAUAUAUAUAUAUAUAUAUAGCACAAUCUAUCUAUAUAUUAAUAGGCAUAAAGACUGAGGCGAGAAUACAGGCGAAAUUUUGAAACAAUAAUCAUUCAGAUACUGUAUUUUUUUAAAUAUUUUUGUUUACUUGUUUUGAAAUAAAAUGAUUUUCGCGUAUUUCUUACCAUCAGAGUCUUCAAUAGCCAAUUUUUUCUGAAUUGUAAAAAAAGAUAUUCUAAAAUACUACACUUUUAUUCAUAGUUUCUGUUUUGAAUCUUGAUUUGUUGAAUGUGGCCAGCACAUUCAUAUUUAUUAUUUCUUAUAAGAUCCAUUUGAUGAUUUUGUAAUCAUUAGAAAUAGAUCUGUCUAUGUAUAGAAAUGAGAAGAAAGGCUCGGAGCAACGGGGAGGGAAAUGUUGAAUUGAAUAAAUUUUGGUAAAGAAAACAAUUAUACGAAAUAAUAAAUCGUUUGUUUGAUUAAAAGGAAGAUUUAUCAUAAACUUUUGGUUUUUAAAUUUCCAAGCCUUUUUCUUAAACAUAUCAUCUGUACUUGUUAGAUAUGCGUGUAAUUAUAAAGUAAAACAUAAUAUAUUAAACUUUUGCCUAUCAAGACAUUAUUUAUAGUCUUGUGAAAAAUCUUACAAAUGAUUAAUAAAUCGCACUCGAUAUCGAUUAUCUAUCAAAUAGAAAUGAAUAAAUAUUUUAAUUCAAAAUGAAUAAAUAUUUAUUUUGUUUCGCAGUAUUCAUUAGGAUCUUACUUCGUUUGAAAACAGGGAAAAUCAUUUUCCUUCUGUGCCUACAUGCAUGUUUCAUGAUUCAUGUUUCAAAUCGAGAUUGAAUAUAAUGUACAUAGUAGCCAUAUAGAUGAUGAUGUGUGGCGUUCUGGAAAUCACAGGACAAAUCAGCUUCUAAAUUCGGAAAGGCAGUGUAAGCUUCUGCGAGGUGCUUCUCCAACAUAUUUAAAACGGUUACUAGCCUUGUUGAUCAACGUUUCCGUCUCCGUUUUUAUAGGCUUACACCAAACUGUUCAAGCUUUUUUUCUCUCUUUUUGCAUUCUCUUUUUUUUUAUUUUUUGAUUUAGCUAAGAAAAUAAAAAAAAAAUAAAUAUGAUUUAGUGAUACUGUUAAAAAUUUUUUAAUAAUUUUAAUAAUAACAAUAAAUAAAUAUAUGUUAUCAUAAUUGUCCUCACCUCUUUCUUUCCCUAAUAUAAUGCAAUUUGAAUAAUUAUUGUAUAACAGAGCAAUAUAGCAAAUAGCAAACCAUUAAUAAUAAUAAUACUCUAUAUAAUGCCACUGUUUUAAAUGAAUCUUUCAAGAAUAUUGAUUGAAUGAACUAUUGUAAUAGUGUUGUUUUAGUUUUUUUUGUCGUUUAGUUUUAAUUUUAAUUAUAAUCAUAUUAAAUAUUACAUUUUUUAAAUUUUCAAAACGAUUUUAAUAUAAAAUAUGUAAGUAAUUUAAAUGUUUAUUACAAUGAACGAUAAAUAGAUUAAAAUGGUGACUGCAUCGAAAACAUCUUUCGAUAUCUGAUAUAAGAUUACUAUCAUAAACAAUUUUAUGAUAUUAUGCAUAAAAAUCAUAAGAAUCAUAAUCACGAAAUUGAAUAUUAAAGACAGAUUUAAAAACGGAUCUAGAAAUCUAGACGAAUAUUUAUAAAACAAUGGAAAUAUUAUUUUAAAAUAUUAUGAUUAAAAAUAGAAAUGAUAGAAAAUUUUAUGCAAAAAUAUUCAAAUAAAUACAAGAAAUAGAAAAAAGAUAUUCAAAUAAAUAUAAGAAAUAGAAUUCAUUUAAUAAUCUAAUAAAUUAUUGAUUAAAGUCAUGCAUUUCUUCUUCUUAUUUUUCAUUUUCCAUUUCAUUUGAUAGUAUUCAUCUUUGAAUCAGACAGAUCGGUGUAAGCAGAGAUAAACGUUUCUUCUUUCUAAACACAAUCGAGGGAAGGAAAGGGAGAAUUGAGGAAAGAAGGAAAAUGGCAUGAAAUUCUUAUAAAAAAAAAAAAAAAAAAAGAAAAAAGAAUUUUAAGAUGCAAAUAUUUUCUAAUCGUACCGAUAUCUCGAACUGUUUGAGACGAUAAUACAAUCAAUGAUAAAUUUCAAUAUUUCUUUUUUCUCCACACCAUGUAAGAACCAAUAUCUUUUUUCUUCACGUCUAAAAAUUAUUUCCAAAAAUUAUUUCGAAAGAAUAGCUGCAGCUUAAAAAAAAA
Molecule: messenger RNA, 4371 nt
Organism: Apis laboriosa (Himalayan honeybee)
Lineage: Eukaryota; Metazoa; Arthropoda; Insecta; Hymenoptera; Apidae
Gene: Polr3G
Product: DNA-directed RNA polymerase III subunit RPC7-like
Exons: 2
Coding region: 7-657 (216 amino acids)
Biological process (GO): transcription by RNA polymerase III
Cellular component (GO): RNA polymerase III complex
Source: RefSeq, a predicted model, not a curated record